AUGGAUCAGUGCGAGAUUUACUCAACUCGAGGUAGCGCCUUGGAAUCAGCAGUCACCUUACCUAGAAGCCAUGGAAAGCUCAAACGGGACCAAGGGGAACUCAUGGAUGAUGCUGUAAAACUUGCUGCUAUUAAAAUUUCACGACAGUCACAACCACCAGAUUCAGAUGGUCUAACUGUAAUAAACACAUCUGAAACAAACGCCAUGAGUGUUUUACCUCGUCUUCUUCGAACUAUGACAAACAGAAAUUCUCAGGCAGCUAACGAUAAUCGAUCUGCCGUUGAAAAUAAUCAAAUCUCAAAUGGUGAAUUAUGCUUUUCAGUGUCUGUCCCUGGACCAACUGUCAAUGAUAGCGAUUCUUCAUCUUCUUCUUCCUCUUUUAUGUCAACUCCAUCUUCCGGUUCAUCAUUGAUUUCAUUUCUUUCUCCUGGACAUUUAGGACCUGUUGCUGCUAUGGCCGCUGUAGCGUUGUCAACUGCUGUAACUACAAUGUCUGUAAAUGAUAUUCAAGAAUCUUCAGGUCUAGUAACUUUAGCAACUGCUAGUAGCCUAAUUGAAAAAGAAUGGCGUGCACGUGCUUCGGUUGUUAAUAGUAAUAAUGAAAGUGUAAGUAAUGCAAAAGAACAUGCUGAAACUACACUUACUGUCCAGCAUCAUACUGAUUUAUUAACAUCUACUAUUCAAGGAAAUAUUGAUAGAAAUCAACAAUUCUCUUUGGAUGGUUCACCACCUUUAGUAAUUGGAGCUUUGAAUACUUCAUCAUCACAGUCCUUAUUAAAUGAAUCGACCCCAGUGACUAGAGCUGUAUUGAACGUUCAAAGUUUAGCAGCUUUUAUUCGUGAAACUCAGAAACAAUGCUCCAUAUCCAGUCCAACCACAUCUAUUGAACUGCCUCUAACGUCAGUUUUCCCUCUUCAAACUGAAACAAAAUUAACUUCUUCGUGUACUGUCAGGCAAGUUGCUUCACCUUCCUAUCUUUUACCUGCUGCAUCCACUCCAUCUUUUCUACCAAUGACUCCGGUCCCACAAAAUCUUCCAACUGUUUUAGAACAGCCUUUACAACAUUCAGAAUCAGUGGCAGUAAAUCAUAAUACUCAUCCAUCACCACCUAUUCAAUCAACUGCAUUCAUAUCUUUACAACCUGCACCAGGUUCUUUAAUUAGUCCUUCUGAUUUACAACAGCUUGUAGCAAGUGGGGAAUUCAUGUCUUCAGCAGCUCGGCAAACUUUACUUGGUCAGUCUUCUGAUGGAUCUACACGACAACUUUAUUUGCUCGUACCAAGUGACUGUCCUGUAAUUAUGCCAAGAGUUUCAAAUAAUCAACCAACUAUGACUCCUAUUCUACCAUCUACAUCUCCUUUGAUUGAAUCUAUUCCCACAAGUGCCCCAAUAUUGGAAGCUAUAUCUCCAGGUGUAGAACCUGAAGAAAAUUGUGUUCAAAUGCAAUCUGAAUCGUCAACAUGUAACAAUGCACAACAAGUGCUAACUUCUGUUUCACAUUUAGCAACUACAAUGCUUAACCCAAUGAGUUCUGCAUCCACGACAGCAUUAUCUACUUUUUUGGCCGGCUUAGAAGCUCGUAAUCAUCAACCUACACAACAGAUUCAAUUAGGUGGGUUACCUUUAUCUGCCGUAACAUCUUCGCUGUCUUGUUCAUAUUCUGACUCUUCAUCAGCCCACACUGCUAAAGAUUCAUCGGCUCCCAGUUGUCCACAACUUAGAAUUCCACUUCAAGUUUCUGGCCUUCCCAUUUCCGAGAAUGGUUCAUUAUCAGUUGAACAAAAUGUUUACCCUGUUACAAAUAACGCUGCGAACUCUAUAUUAGGUGUUGUGAAAAGCGAUCCUGAUAUGUACACUCCUAAUGGGCAUACUUAUUCAUCUCUAGUAGAUGAAACUAAUCGAUUCCGAUCUUAUCCAACAUAUACUCAACAAUUAUCUCAUCAUUUACCUCAUAGCACAACUGUACGACAGUCUGUUUUAGCUGCCGCUUCUACAACAUCAAAUAAUUCUUUCUUCCAACAAGAAUCUUCAAAUUCUUUAUUACUAAAUCAAACGUGUUCUGUACCAAGUAAUGUCACGUCAAAUAAUACGACUACUGCUACUAUUACUAAUACUACUACUAAUAAUAAUAACAACAAUGGAGAGGAAUCAUUAACAAAUGGACAUUUUCAGUCACCAAUGUCACAUUCAAAUGUUCCAGCAACCAAUACAUUUACUGCUUCAUUAGCACCUAAUUCAGAUAAAACUCCACAGUUGCCAUCAUCUAAAUCUAACACUUCAAUAGAUGAAUGUCGUAGAAAUUCAGUAACAAACACUAUGUUAAAUACAUCCGGCAAUCGGUCAGAACAAGUUAAGGGCUCUACGACCUAUUUGGAACAUUUAAAUCCAGAAUCCAAAGAUAUACGACGUCGUGUCAGCCAUAAUGAAGUUGAACGUCGACGUCGAGACAGAAUUAAUACGUGGAUAAGUGAAUUGUAUAAAUUAUUACCACCGGAUGAGCAAACUAAAUCACAAUAUCAAAGUAAAGGUAUUGUAUUAAAACGUGUUUGUGAAUAUUUUCAAAAUGUGGAUAGUAUGUUGAAAGCAGCUAAUUCAGCAGUUGAACAAAUUCGUGUAGAGAAUAGUAUUCUACGUCAACGAGUUCAUGAAUUACAACAAGAAAAUCAAUUAUUAUCAGCUUCUUUACAAUUAGGCGCUGUAGCUGCUGCUGCUCAUCUUAAAAAUAGACAACCUCGACCUGGUUCAUCAUUAUCAUCGGUCAAUAUGAAUACUACUAAUGAAGGAAACACUAUUACUAAUAAUAAUAAUGGAACAGUAUCAGGAGGUGGUGUCGUAUCAACAUUAGCUAAUAGUGAAAAUUGUACAAUAUUAAAAGAUCCUAUAGAAUUUACAGAUUAUCAAUCUCCACUUACUGUAUUCACAGUAGAUACUCCAAAUAAUAAUAAUCAUAAUAAUAGUAACAAUCAUGGUGUAAAUUUCAAUCAAACUAAUUCUAAUUGUAUAACUCCUACAAGUUCACUUAAUAAUAAUAAUUCAUCAUGUUUUACAACAUCAUUAGCAUCGAUCAAUUCUAUUGGUGGAUUUAAUGUUUCUCAAACAAUAUCACCGACGAAUACAUCGUCAACUUCAGAAAUAAUGAAUCAAGUUUUAUGUCCUUUAACUUUGCCAAGUUUAGACCAUAUAACUAUGCAACAUACAGAUACUACUACCAUUAAUACUGCUACUAAUAAUAAUAAUCGAGUAUCCUGA
Schistosoma spindalis is the source of this 3249-nucleotide messenger RNA. The record is from the annotation of a GenBank genome assembly. NCBI's taxonomy places the organism in Eukaryota, Metazoa, Platyhelminthes, Trematoda, Strigeidida, Schistosomatidae.